AGAUGGUGAGUGAGAAGAAGGAGCAGAAUCCUCAGCAGGAAGAGGCUGAGCAAAUGCAACCACCUGCGGUCAGAUCCAAAGGGAAUGUGUCCCGGAAUCAUGAGCAGGGAAAAGCCUGUGAGUGUCAGCGCAAGUCAGAGAAGUGGCAGGAAAACCAGUCAAGGGAGAAAGUUGGUAAAUCUAUUAAUUAUGAGGGAACUCAGAAGGGGCUCAAGGAAACCAAAGCCCAGCAGAGCAUCCCUGCGGGAGAGAGAAAUAACACAUGCUCUGAGUGUGGGAAAAACUUCCACAGCCACUCACACCUUAUUAGGCAUGAGAGAAUCCAUACUGGAGAGAGACCCUAUGCAUGCUGUCAGUGUCGGAAAAGCUUCACUCAGCGCUCACACCUUCUUACACAUCAGAGAAUCCACACAGAAGAGAGCCCCUAUGAAUGCCAUCAGUGCGGAAAAAGCUUCAAGGAGAGAUCAAACCUUAUUACACAUCAAAGAAUCCAUACAGGGGAGAGACCCUAUGAAUGCUGUGAAUGUGGGAAAACCUUCAAUCAUAGCUCAGCCCUCGUUGUACAUCAGAGGAUCCAUACAGGAGAGAGACCCUACAGAUGCUGUGACUGCGGGAAAAACUUCAUUUCCCAGUCAGACCUUAUUAAACAUCACAGAAUCCACACGGGGGAGAAACCCUAUGAGUGCUGCAAGUGUGGGGAAAACUUCACCCAGAGUUCUGCCCUUAUUACACAUCAGAGGAUCCACACAGGAGAGAGACCCUAUGAAUGCUCUGACUGUGGGAAAAACUUCAGUCAGAGCUCAGCCCUUGUUACACAUCAAAGGAUCCAUACAGGAGAAAGACCUUACAGAUGCUGUGACUGCAGGAAAAACUUCGUUUACUGCUCAGACCUUAUUAAACAUCAGAGGAUCCACACAGGGGAGAGACCCUAUGAGUGCUGCGAGUGUGGGAAAACCUUCACUCUGAGCUCACACCUUAUUGCACAUCAUAGGAUCCACACAGGAGAGAGACCCUAUGCAUGCUGUGACUGUUUAAAAACCUUCAGUCAGAGCUCACACCUUAUUAAACAUCAAAGGAUCCACACAAGAGAGAGGCCCUAGGAAUGCUCUGAGUGUGGGAAAUGCGUCCAUCAGAGCUCAGCCCUUAUUUACCAGCAGAGAAGCUGCAAUGGAGAGAAACACCAUAACAAAAUUGUCUAAUUUCAGAAAAAAGAAA
Chelonia mydas (Green sea turtle) is the source of this 1215-nucleotide messenger RNA. RefSeq names its product zinc finger protein 551. The record is from RefSeq and is a predicted model, not a curated record. The transcript has a single exon. Lineage: Eukaryota; Metazoa; Chordata; Testudines; Cheloniidae.